AUGCAAGGAUUAGCUACACAGGGAUCCCUCGCUCCUCAUGAUCUACCUCAGUUUUACCUGCUAGUAGCACUGUAUUUCGUGCAAGGAAUACCUGUUGGCUUAGCUUUUGGAACAAUUCCCUUCUUACUGAAGUCAAUGGCUAAGGAAACUUCAUUCACGACGCUAGGUAUCUUUUCAAUUGCUACGUAUCCAUAUUCUUUGAAAAUUUUAUGGUCGCCCAUCGUGGAUUCCAUAUACAGCGAUAAAAUUGGUAGGAGACGUUCUUGGAUCAUACCAAUCCAAUUAGUCAGCGGGGUACUUUUAUUCGCUUUGGGUUUCGCCAUCAGUAGAGGUCUGGUGUUCACUGGAGUCGACGAUGCUUUCCACGGUAGGAGUGAUGGCAUUCAUGAUCUAAGUAUACUGGCAUUGACUUUCUACUUCGGCACACUGGUCUUCUUAUGUGCUACACAAGAUAUAGCUGUCGAUGGCUGGGCAUUGACCAUUUUAUCGAAGCAAUCCCUCACAUAUGCUUCGACUGCGCAGACUGUGGGUAUGAACAUUGGAUACUUUCUGUCCUUUACUAUCUUUCUGUCCCUCAAUUCCAAUGAUUUUGCAAACAAGUACAUCAGAAGUGUUCCAAAAGAAUACGGACUGUUGAGUCUUGGCGGCUAUAUGAAGUUCUCUGGGGCUAUAUAUGUACUACUCACCUUUUAUGUUAUCUUUUACACCAAAGAGCGCCCACUCCAGGACAUUCUGCCGAUGAAUUACACAACCAAAAAAGAUGAUGAGCCAAAAGUACUGGUCGAGUAUGGCGAUGGCGACGCCAUCGGGACUGAAAAUACAUCAAGCUUAAUAUACACCUACAAAUGUUUUGCUAGAAUUUUGAAGUUACCAACUGUUCGCACAUUGGCGGUCAUCCAUAUGAUCUCCAAGCUAGCAUUUCAAUGCAACGAAGCAGCAACAAACUUGAAGCUGCUGGAGCAAGGUUUCAAGAGAGAGGAUCUGGCCGUGACUGUGCUUAUCGAUGUACCAUUUGAGAUAAUUUUCGGUUAUUACGUAGCGAAAUGGAGUUCAGAUGCGAAUAACUCGCCCCAUUUUUCACAAAAUAAUGGAUGGUCCAGGUGGCUGGUAGGAGAUCCAGGCGUUCUAACACCGUGGCUAUGGGGUUUCCUCGGCCGCUUAGCUUCUGCGAUAUUGGGCAGUAUAGUAGUGAAAACGUUUCCUAAAGAUGGUGAGAUUGGCAAGCUAUACUUCCUUGUCGUUAUUGUACAACACUUGCUAGGUUCUUUCAUGUCCACUGUUCAAUUUGUUGGUAUUUCGGCAUUUCACACCAGAAUUGCAGAUCCCGCAGUGGGCGGCACCUAUAUGACGCUACUGAACACAUUAAGCAACUUUGGCGGCACAUGGCCUCGGCUGGUCAUAAUGUCAAUGAUCAAUUACUUUAGUGUCUAUGAAUGCUAUAUUCCCGCAUCUAAGGAGAAGCUGCGGUACCACGGCAAGGGCAUGGAUGUCUGUACAAAGGACCUGAAUGGGGACGUUUCAAUUCUGCGAGACGGCUAUUAUAUUACCAAUGCCAUAUGUGUAACCAUUGGCAUCCUCUUAUAUUUCGGCUUCUUGAAAAGGAAAGCUCUGCAACUGCAAAGCAUGCCAAUCACCGCAUGGCGCUGUCAAUGA
This is a messenger RNA of Torulaspora globosa, 1653 nucleotides long. RefSeq lists its product as uncharacterized. Gene Ontology annotation, molecular function: acetyl-CoA transmembrane transporter activity. The transcript has a single exon. The coding region runs from base 1 to 1653 and encodes 550 amino acids. Gene Ontology annotation, cellular component: membrane. Lineage: Eukaryota; Fungi; Ascomycota; Saccharomycetes; Saccharomycetales; Saccharomycetaceae. The record is from RefSeq and is a predicted model, not a curated record.